GGUCUUUGUGGCGGUCGGUGCGCGCCGGGCGGGCCACGCGGGGAGCUGGUCAACAUGUUCCAGUGCCGCGGGGCCGCCGCCGCGGGGGGGGCGCUGGGCCGGACACUCGCUUCCCGCUCCACGCCCGCAGUUUUGCGGUGUCCUCAUCUAAGACCACCUUCUAGAUCACUAACGUCUCCAGGUGUUUCCAGGAAAGCUGGCACCAGCCUAGUGUACUACUUAAUUGUAGGAGGAGCAGUCACUGGGACAGGAGCUUAUGUGUACAAGACACUGAAAGAAAGCAAGGAGCGGUACAAUGACCGGAUUGCAAAAAUAGCUAUGCAUUCUGAACAAGAAGAAAAGCUCCGUUCUGAAGGGGGUGCUGCCUCCCAGAGUCCAGCAGCUCCAGAAAGUACUCAUCCUGAGGUUCCGUCUCAUACUCCUUUUUUGCUAAUUGGUGGAGGCACUGCUGCUUUUGCUGCUGCUCGAUCCAUUCGGGCUCGUGAUCCUGGGGCAAGGGUGCUGAUUGUGUCUGAAGAUCCUGAGCUACCCUAUAUGCGUCCCCCUCUUUCCAAAGAAUUAUGGUUUUCAGAAGAUCCAAAUGUCACAGAAACUCUUCAAUUCAAGCAGUGGAAUGGCAAAGAGAGAAGUAUAUAUUUCCAGCCUCCUUCUUUCUACGUCCCUGCUCGUGAUUUGCCUUAUAUAGAGAAUGGUGGAGUAGCCAUCCUCACUGGCAAGAAGGUGGUUCACAUGGAUGUCAGAGGCAACACAGUGAAACUUGAUGAUGGCACCCAGAUAUCCUAUGAUAAAUGUUUAAUUGCCACAGGUGGUUCCCCAAGGAAUCUUCUUGCAAUCGAGAGGGCAGGAAAAGAUGUGCAGAAAAGGGUGACGCUAUUCCGGAAGAUUGAGGACUUCAGAGCUCUAGAAAAGAUUUCAAGGGAAGUCAAGUCCAUCACCAUUAUUGGUGGUGGCUUUCUGGGAAGUGAGCUGGCCUGUUCUUUGGGAAGAAGGGCACAAACUACAGGGUCAGAGGUGAUUCAAAUGUUUCCAGAAAAUGGCAACAUGGGCAAGGUCCUCCCUGAGUAUCUGAGUAACUGGACUACAAACAAAGUCAAAAGAGAGGGUGUUAAUGUUGUGUCCAAUGCUGUGGUGAAGUCCAUCUCUGUCUGUGCCAACCGGCUGUUGAUUAAACUGAAGGAUGGAAGAAAGGUAGAGACCGAUCAUAUUGUGGCAGCAGUGGGCCUGGAGCCCAAUGUGGAAUUAGCAAAGUCUGCUGGCCUGGAGGUAGACUCUGAUUUUGGAGGGUUCAGGGUGAAUGCAGAGCUGCAGGCACGCUCUAAUAUCUGGGUGGCAGGGGAUGCUGCCUGCUUCUACGAUAUCAAGCUAGGCAGAAGGCGUGUGGAGCAUCAUGAUCAUGCUGUUGUGAGUGGAAGAUUAGCCGGAGAGAACAUGACGGGAGCUGCUAAGCCAUAUUGGCAUCAGUCAAUGUUCUGGAGUGAUCUGGGCCCUGAUGUUGGAUAUGAAGCUAUUGGCCUUGUUGACAGCAGUUUGCCUACGGUUGGAGUGUUUGCUAAAGCGACUGCAAAAGACACACCAAAGUCUGCAACAGAGCAGUCAGGGACUGGCAUUCGUUCUGAAAGUGAAACAGAAGCAGAAGCCUCUGAAAUCACCAUCUCUCCUGGUUCUCUCUCAAUCCCUCAAGUUCCAAAGCAAGGAGAAGACUAUGGCAAAGGGGUUAUUUUCUACCUCAGGGAUAAAGUGGUGGUAGGAAUUGUGUUAUGGAACAUCUUCAACAGGAUGCCAAUUGCUCGCAAGAUUAUUAAAGACGGUGAGGAGCAUCCUGACCUUAAUGAAGUAGCAAAGCUCUUCAAUAUCCAUGAAGAUUGAGCCCCAGGACCAAGACCCUCCAGCUGCAAGGCAUUGGCAUAACAGAGGGAAGUUGUGCCAACUGUGUGAGCUCUCCUCACCUCCAAGCACUUGCUUUGGAUUCCAAGUGCUUUGUGAAUAUUUUCAAUCAUCUAGAACUCUAAUGUUUGCACCAGUAAAUAAAGCCAGGUUCUUCUCA
Alligator mississippiensis (American alligator) is the source of this 2044-nucleotide messenger RNA. RefSeq names its product apoptosis inducing factor mitochondria associated 1 (gene AIFM1). Gene Ontology annotation, cellular component: mitochondrion; cytoplasm. Gene Ontology annotation, biological process: mitochondrial respiratory chain complex assembly; apoptotic process. The transcript has 17 exons. The coding region runs from base 55 to 1866 and encodes 603 amino acids. Gene Ontology annotation, molecular function: FAD binding; NAD(P)H oxidase H2O2-forming activity; protein dimerization activity. Lineage: Eukaryota; Metazoa; Chordata; Crocodylia; Alligatoridae. The record is from RefSeq and is a predicted model, not a curated record.